GUUUGUGUCCAUGAUGCAAAAACCAGAGGAUGACAGCUCUCACCAGUCUCUGGUUUUCUUUGAUUUAGAGACAACUGGACUGGGUCAGAGCUGUGACAUCGUCCAGCUGGCUGCAGUAAGUGGAGAUCACUACCUCAACCUCUACAUCAUCCCUCGGUGUCGAAUUCAGCGAGGAGCAGCCAAAGUGACGGGCUUCAGGGUCCGCAGACAAAGGUUGUACCUCCAUCGCCAGCUCGUCCUCACCAACUCCCUCCGAGAGGUCCUGAUGUCCUUCAUCGCUUUCAUUCAAAUGCUCGGACGUCCACUGGUCCUCGGCCACAACAUCCGUCGCUUUGACUGUCCACUGUUGGCUCGAGCUCUCGAUGAACUGGACCUCAGGGCAGAAUUUGAGUCCUCAGUCUCAGGAUACGUUGACACCCUGCCGCUGGCCAGGGAGCUGCUGAAGGACCGCGGCCUCCAGAGCUUCAGACAGGAGAACCUGGUCAAGGAGCUGCUGGGUUUGAACUACAAGGCUCAUGAUGCUUUGGAGGAUGUGCGGGCGUUACAGGCGCUCUACAGUGUGCUUCAGCCCACACAAGAGUUGAUCAGCAGGCAUUUAUUUACUCUGAACACCAUGGAGAAGACGCCAGCUGUGACAGAUGCCAAAGUGAACUGUGAACUACCAGGACAGAGCCGCCUGUUGCAGCACUUCAAACAGGCAGUGAAGGUCACAGGAGGCAAAGCAGAGGAGCAUGAGAGAAGCUGA
Messenger RNA from Scomber japonicus (chub mackerel), 745 nucleotides. It is a transcript of the gene plex9.2, whose product is annotated as PML-like exon 9.2. Bases 11 to 745 code for a protein of 244 amino acids. Gene Ontology annotation, biological process: DNA catabolic process. Gene Ontology annotation, cellular component: cytoplasm. The transcript has 3 exons. Gene Ontology annotation, molecular function: nucleic acid binding; 3'-5'-DNA exonuclease activity. NCBI's taxonomy places the organism in Eukaryota, Metazoa, Chordata, Actinopteri, Scombriformes, Scombridae. The record is from RefSeq and is a predicted model, not a curated record.